Messenger RNA from Lasiosphaeria miniovina, 279 nucleotides. RefSeq names its product 60S ribosomal protein L43. Gene Ontology annotation, biological process: translation. The record is from RefSeq and is a predicted model, not a curated record. Gene Ontology annotation, cellular component: ribosome. The transcript has 10 exons. Bases 1 to 279 code for a protein of 92 amino acids. Lineage: Eukaryota; Fungi; Ascomycota; Sordariomycetes; Sordariales; Lasiosphaeriaceae. Gene Ontology annotation, molecular function: structural constituent of ribosome.
AUGUCCAAGCGCACGAAGAAGGUCGGCAUUUCCGGCAAGUACGGUGUGAGAUACGGUGCCUCGCUCCGAAAGCUCGUCAAGAAGCAGGAAGUAUCACAGCAUGCUAGAUACACUUGCACAUUCUGCGGAAAGGAUACCGUCCGCCGCACAUCAGUAGGAAUCUGGAACUGCAAGGCGUGCAAGAAGACAAUUGCCGGUGGUGCUUAUGCUGUCGCUACACCUGCUGCCGCCGCUAUGCGCUCCACUCUGCGCAGACUUCGCGAGAUUGCCGAUGUUUAG